AGUUUCCGCGCAGUUCCGCUGGGCCGUGCCGGGCGGUGCCGGGCCGUGCCGAGCCAGAACUGGCGAGAGUGGGGGCCUGAGUUGCGGUGCCGGGGACAGGCGCUCGGGGCAGCCCGCGCCUUGCCGAGGUCCCUGCCCCGUCCCGGCCGGGCGGGCUUGUCUGUCAGUCACUGGGGCGGAGGCAGCGGCGGUAGCUGGGCUGUAGCCGGGCGGUGAGAACAGCGCGGGCCAGGCCGAACGGAAGGGACCUGCCACAGCCCCUCAACUCCACGGACACUUCGCCCCAGACUCGCGGAGCUGCAUCUCCGCGCUUCGUCGGACGCCUCCGUAACCACGAAGGGCUCUCUCCCCCGUGACCCUCCAGCCCCAUGACCUCUUCAUAGCACCCGAGAGCUCACCCAGGCGAGGGUGUUGUGGGUACAGGCCAUCGACCUUGUGACCCCUCAAGAGCCAGGGACUCGGUUUCCCCGCAGGCCUCCCUCCCCAGUGACUCCCUCCACACAGAUUCUGGGGACAGAGCUGUUACCUACCACUAGGAUCCCCGCUUGAGAGCUCCUCAUUGACGGCUCCCUCCUCGGAGUCCCCUUCACUGGGUCUCCUAAGAGCACCCCUUUUGGUCUCUGGCAAGCCUCCCACCCCAAACGAGGUGGGGAGGCCUCGGCAGCCAUGCCCGCCCUGGGCUCCCCCUCACCCCACCACUCCCUGGGCACCCAAGCCGGGGUCUAGCAGGGGGCCAGCAGCCAAGGGGCUGGGGCAGGAGACAGAUCAGGGCCCACCUCCCUGCCAGGGAGGGAGCAAAGAUGGAGCGGCGGGAGGAGCAGCCGGGGGCUGCAGGGGCUGGAGCAGCACCAGCCUUGGACUUCACUGUGGAGAACGUGGAGAAGGCGCUGCACCAGCUCUACUAUGACCCCAACAUUGAGAACAAGAACCUGGCUCAGAAGUGGCUGAUGCAGGCCCAGGUCUCCCCACAGGCCUGGCACUUCAGCUGGCAGCUACUGCAGCCUGACAAGGUACCAGAGAUCCAGUACUUUGGGGCCAGUGCUCUUCACAUCAAGAUCUCUCGCUACUGGAGUGACAUCCCCACUGACCAGUAUGAAAGCCUAAAGGCACAGCUCUUCACCCAGAUCACCCGCUUUGCCAGUGGCUCCAAGAUUGUACUGACUCGGCUGUGCGUGGCACUGGCCUCACUGGCUCUCAGCAUGAUGCCUGACGCUUGGCCAUGUGCUGUGGCAGAUAUGGUACGACUCUUCCAGGCUGAGGACUCACCAGUGGAUGGCCAGGGCCGCUGCCUAGCCCUGCUAGAGCUACUGACAGUGCUGCCUGAGGAGUUCCAGACCAGCCGCCUACCCCAGUACCGCAAAGGGCUGGUGCGGACCAGCCUGGCGGUGGAAUGUGGGGCUGUCUUCCCGCUGCUGGAGCAACUGCUACAGCAGCCCAGCUCACCCAGCUGUGUGCGUCAGAAGGUGCUCAAGUGUUUCUCCAGCUGGGUGCAGCUGGAGGUGCCACUGCAGGACUGUGAGGCGCUCAUUCAGGCUGCCUUCGCUGCUCUGCAGGACUCGGAGCUCUUUGACAGCAGCGUGGAGGCCAUUGUGAAUGCCAUCUCACAGCCUGAUGCCCAGAGGUACGUGAACACACUCCUGAAGCUCAUCCCGCUAGUGCUGGGUCUGCAGGAACAACUGCGGCAGGCAGUGCAGAAUGGGGACAUGGAGACCUCCCAUGGCAUCUGUCGCAUCGCUGUGGCCCUGGGCGAGAACCACUCUCGGGCCUUGCUGGACCAAGUAGAGCACUGGCAGAGUUUCCUGGCACUUGUCAACAUGAUUAUGUUCUGCACAGGCAUCCCUGGCCACUAUCCUGUCAACGAGACCACCAGCUCCCUAACCCUCACCUUCUGGUACACACUGCAGGAUGAUAUUCUAUCCUUUGAGGCAGAGAAGCAGGCUGUAUACCAGCAGGUGUACCGGCCAGUCUACUUCCAGCUGGUGGAUGUGCUUCUGCACAAGGCCCAGUUCCCUUCUGAUGAGGAAUAUGGAUUCUGGUCCUCAGACGAGAAGGAGCAGUUCCGAAUUUACAGGGUGGACAUCUCAGACACGCUCAUGUAUGUCUAUGAGAUGUUGGGGGCCGAGCUGCUCAGCAACCUCUAUGACAAGCUGGGUCGUUUGCUCACCAGCUCAGAGGAGCCCUACUCCUGGCAGCACACAGAGGCCCUCCUCUACGGCUUCCAAUCCAUCGCAGAGACCAUUGACGUCAACUAUUCUGAUGUGGUGCCUGGGCUCAUUGGCCUCAUCCCACGGAUCAGCAUCAGCAACGUGCAGCUGGCAGACACUGUCAUGUUCACCAUUGGAGCUCUGUCUGAAUGGCUGGCUGACCACCCCGUCAUGAUCAACAGUGUUCUGCCCCUGGUACUGCAUGCCCUAGGCAAUCCUGAGCUGUCUGUCUCUUCUGUGUCUACCCUCAAGAAGAUCUGCCGAGAGUGCAAGUAUGACCUGCCUCCCUAUGCUGCCAACAUUGUGGCUGUGUCCCAGGAUGUGCUGAUGAAACAGAUCCACAAGACAAGCCAGUGCAUGUGGCUGAUGCAGGCGCUGGGCUUCCUGCUGUCAGCUCUUCAAGUGGAGGAGAUUCUUAAGAACCUGCACUCGCUUAUCUCACCCUAUAUCCAGCAACUGGAGAAGCUGGCAGAGGAGAUACCCAAUCCCUCCAACAAGCUGGCCAUUGUUCACAUCUUGGGGCUUCUCUCCAACCUCUUCACCACACUGGACAUCAGUCAUCAUGAGGAUGAUCAUGAAGGCCCUGAGCUUCGGAAGCUGCCAGUGCCACAGGGACCCAACCCCGUGGUGGUGGUGCUGCAGCAGGUCUUCCAGCUUAUCCAGAAGGUGCUGAGCAAAUGGUUGAAUGAUGCCCAGGUUGUGGAGGCGGUGUGCGCUAUCUUUGAGAAGUCUGUUAAGACGCUGCUGGAUGACUUUGCCCCCAUGGUGCCACAGCUGUGUGAGAUGCUGGGUCGGAUGUACAGCACCAUCCCCCAGGCCUCUGCUCUUGACCUCACUCGACAGCUGGUCCACAUCUUUGCUCAUGAGCCUGCCCACUUUCCCCCAAUUGAGGCCCUCUUCCUGCUCGUCACCUCCGUCACACUCACUCUCUUCCAGCAAGGGCCCAGGGAUCAUCCUGAUAUUGUUGAUUCAUUUAUGCAACUCCUGGCACAGGCUCUGAAGCGGAAGCCAGAUUUGUUCCUGUGUGAACGAUUGGAUGUCAAAGCUGUGUUCCAGUGUGCUGUGCUGGCCCUCAAGUUCCCUGAGGCACCUACUGUCAAGGCCUCCUGUGGCUUCUUUACAGAGCUGCUGCCUCGGUGUGGGGAAGUAGAGUCUGUGGGAAAAGUGGUACAGGAAGACGGUCGUAUGCUGCUCAUAGCAGUGCUGGAGGCCAUUGGGGGCCAGGCCUCCCGCAGCCUCAUGGACUGCUUUGCCGACAUCCUGUUCGCCCUGAACAAGCACUGCUUCAGCCUUCUGAGCAUGUGGAUCAAGGAGGCCCUGCAGCCACCUGGUUUUCCCUCUGCCCGCCUCAGCCCUGAACAGAAGGAUACCUUCAGCCAGCAGAUCCUUCGCGAGCGAGUGAACAAGAGGCGGGUGAAGGAGAUGGUGAAGGAGUUCACACUGCUGUGCCGGGGUCUCCAUGGCACAGAUUACACAGCUGACUACUGAGGGGUGCCCCCAUCCCACCCACCCCUUCUCUUCACCCUUCCCUAUCCCCAAAGAGUAAACCUUGACCCUCA
This is a messenger RNA of Piliocolobus tephrosceles (Ugandan red Colobus), 3763 nucleotides long. It is a transcript of the gene IPO13, whose product is annotated as importin 13. The coding region runs from base 801 to 3692 and encodes 963 amino acids. Gene Ontology annotation, biological process: protein import into nucleus. Gene Ontology annotation, molecular function: small GTPase binding. NCBI's taxonomy places the organism in Eukaryota, Metazoa, Chordata, Mammalia, Primates, Cercopithecidae. The transcript has 20 exons. Gene Ontology annotation, cellular component: cytoplasm. The record is from RefSeq and is a predicted model, not a curated record.